This is a messenger RNA of Lathyrus oleraceus (garden pea), 1557 nucleotides long. Its product is annotated as peroxisome biogenesis protein 12. Gene Ontology annotation, cellular component: peroxisomal membrane; peroxisomal importomer complex. The coding region runs from base 181 to 1335 and encodes 384 amino acids. Gene Ontology annotation, biological process: protein import into peroxisome matrix; protein monoubiquitination. Lineage: Eukaryota; Viridiplantae; Streptophyta; Magnoliopsida; Fabales; Fabaceae. The record is from RefSeq and is a predicted model, not a curated record. Gene Ontology annotation, molecular function: protein binding; zinc ion binding; ubiquitin-protein transferase activity. The transcript has 9 exons.
CCAAUAUUUCAUUUCCACUCAUUAAUUAUUCCAUUCCGCUAAAAAAAAUCCCAAACGGAGUUUAAAUUUCAAUAAAACCGUGAUUUUAUUCUCCAUAAAAAAAUAGAUUAAUUUAAUUUCGUCAUCCGAAUUUCGUCACCGUUGUUUCCGGCGGAGUGUCGAAAGGAAGCAGACGGCGAGAUGUUGUUUCAGGUAGGCGGACAAGGCAGUCGGCCGACGUUCUUCGAGAUGGCGGCCGCCGAUCAGCUUCCGCGAAGUCUUCGCGCCGCUCUGACAUACUCAAUCGGUGUUUUAGCAUUACGAACACCUUUCCUUCAUAAAUUACUAGAUUACGAAGACGAAUCUUUCUCCUUACUCAUGCUCGUUCUCGAAGCUCACAGUUUACGAACAACAGAUGCUUCUUUUUCCGAAUCUCUCUAUGGUCUCCGAAGAAGACCGGUAAAUAUCAAACUCAAUAACGAUAGUGAUGCUGCUGCUACUACUACUACUUCACAGUUACGCAGACGCCAAAAGCUUGUUUCUCUUGUCUUUUUGGUUGUGUUGCCGUAUUUGAAAUCGAAGCUGCAUUCAAUCUACAAUAAAGAAAGGGAAGCAAGGAUUCAAGCCAGUCUUUGGGGAGAUGAAAACGAAUCAUAUGAUUUUGAACAGAAUUCUCUGGUGUCCACGUCAACCUUGGAUGCUCGUGCCUCCGUUACAACACGCAUCACAAAGAGAUUUCAGAAAAUUGUCGGAAUUUGUUACCCCUUGUUACAUGCUGGUACCGAGGGAUUCCAGUUCGCAUACCAAAUGUUAUACCUAUUGGAUGCUACUGGUUACUACUCACUAGCGCUGCACGCACUUGGGAUUCACGUGUGCCGAGCCAGUGGACAAGAGCUGAUGGACGCCUCUUCAAGAAUUUCUAAGAUACGUAGCCGUGAACGUGAGAGACUCCGUGGUCCUCAAUGGGUAAAGACAUUACAGGGAGCAUUGCUCAGCUGUACAUACACUGUACUUGACUAUGCCCAAACCGGUUUGAUUGCAGCAGUUUUCUUCUUUAAAAUGAUGGAAUGGUGGUAUCAAUCUGCUGAGGAAAGAAUGUCGGCUCCAACUGUAUAUCCUCCUCCCCCUCCUCCUCCACCACCAAAGGUAGCCAAAGAAGGGGUACAGUUACCGCCAGACAGAACAGUUUGCCCCCUGUGCUUGCAGAAGCGCGUAAAUCCAUCUGUAAUUACGGUUUCAGGUUUCGUCUUCUGCUAUGCCUGUGUAUUCAAGUUUGUUACUCAGUAUAAGCGUUGCCCAGCAACGAUGAUGCCUGCAACAGUUGACCAGAUAAGGAGACUCUUUCAUGAUGUAUAGUCCCAGUUGGAGCUGCUAUAAACGAGUAGAUGAGUUUGUUGCACUGAUCUAUGUUUAUUUUAGUGUUGGGAGAGGCAAGUAAGAAGCUUAAUUUUUUGUUAUUAUAUUCUCUCAAUUCAUUUGUACAAAGUUCUAGCAAUAAGAUUAUGGCUUCAAUGAUCAUUUCGGGUAUUAUCCUUUGACGACGCUUGCUACAAUAAUAAUAAGAAUCUUUGUCUGCAA